This is a messenger RNA of Pyrenophora tritici-repentis Pt-1C-BFP, 1080 nucleotides long. NCBI's taxonomy places the organism in Eukaryota, Fungi, Ascomycota, Dothideomycetes, Pleosporales, Pleosporaceae. The record is from RefSeq and is a predicted model, not a curated record.
AUGUCAUCCAAAGACGCCCACUUGUACGGCGCACGACCAAAAGGACGCGCAAAGGCAAAGGAGAUAUCUAGUUCCAGCUCACUCGCCUUCUCCUCGACCCUCUCCAACCUCAUCAAGAACUCGUCCGCCGAAUCCAGCAAGCCCGCUGCAGGCCGCGCACGCCCGCAGAAGGAAGACAUCUUCAAGACACACAACAAGAAUGUCAAAAAGCGGGCCCUCAAAGACCUAGAGGAUACAGACUUUACACAAAAACAUCGGGGACGGACGGCCGAAGAGAAAGACGAGGAUGAAGUGGCGUGGAAGCGAACCAAGCGGCGUAUGGAGGAAAAGGCACGCCUCUACGACGCCCUAAAGCGCGGCGAUGUCGAAGACCUGGACGACAAGUACGGCGUCGACUUUGACCGUAAAUGGGCCGAGAAGCAAGAAAAAGGCGAGGCAGAAUCCGCACCAUCAUCUGAAUCGGAAGCAUCAGAAGAGGAGGAGCUUGUGGAGUACACGGACGAGUUUGGGCGCACACGGAAAGGUACCCGCGCAGAAGCCGCUCGCGAGGAGCGCCGAAAACGUACCCUAGCAGCCGACGAACCCGACCGCUUCACAGCCCGGCCCAGCAUGCCUAGUAACAUCAUUUACGGGGAUGCCGUGCAGACGCAAGCCUUCAACCCUGACGAAACCAUCGCCCAACAAAUGGCCGACCUAGCCGCCAAGCGCGACAAGGAACUUACCCCGCCACCCGAACUACACUUUGACGGCAAAGCCGAGGUGAGGCAGCGUGGAAUGGGCUUCUUCAACUUCUCCAAGGACGAGGAGGAGCGUAAGGAGCAGAUGAGUAGGAUUGAGAAGGAGAGAGAGGAGACUGAGAGGGUGAGACGCGAAAGAAAAGAGCAGAUUGAGAAGAGGAAAGAGAUGAUUCGUAACAAGAAGAAGGCCAUUCAGGCGAAGAGGAGUCAGGGACAGGCAGAGCGGUUCUUGGAUGAGCUGGGGGCGGAGUUGCUAAACGGGGAGGGAGGAGAAGACAACAGCGAGGAUAAAGAUGGAGAGGGGAGCAAGAAGGUCGUAGAGGAGGUCGAGGAAGCUGCGUAA